This is a messenger RNA of Limanda limanda (common dab), 2877 nucleotides long. RefSeq names its product choline kinase beta (gene chkb). The transcript is spliced from 11 exons. NCBI's taxonomy places the organism in Eukaryota, Metazoa, Chordata, Actinopteri, Pleuronectiformes, Pleuronectidae. The record is from RefSeq and is a predicted model, not a curated record. Gene Ontology annotation, biological process: phosphatidylethanolamine biosynthetic process; CDP-choline pathway. Gene Ontology annotation, cellular component: cytoplasm. The coding region runs from base 7 to 1464 and encodes 485 amino acids. Gene Ontology annotation, molecular function: choline kinase activity; ethanolamine kinase activity.
CCCCACAUGCUGCUAUCACCGGCUUGUUAUGGUCGCUUCUUCCGGUUAAGGAGUAUUACCGGUGCCCUGCGUCACUCAGCGAGUCCACGCCGCCGCUUCACACCGACACUGAACACCCGCCGUCCUCUGCUCCUCGCCCGGACACUCUCGAUGCACUCCGGUGGAAAAGCAGCAACCAGCCGCGGAGGUCGCGAUGAGCCGGGCCCUGGAGGAGCUGGAGGCCCGGAGCUCUGCGGCAACAUCCCCUCCAUCAUCACGGAAGACACGGGUCCCCCGCUGGCGAGGAGACGCCAAGAAGUCGUGGUGGACGAGAAAAACUUAAGGACCCCGAGUCCUCUGUUCGACGCCAGCGGGGACGACGACUCCGAGGCCGAGUCGUUCCGGGGCGGGAGGUCUGAAGACGUGGACCGGGACACCCGGAGCAGGGCGUUCGCCUGGUGCCGGGACUUUCUGUCCGGGUCGUGGAAGACGAUCCCAGAGGAGGAUUUUGAGAUCAGCAUCGUCAGUGGUGGACUGAGUAAUCUGCUGUAUCUGUGUACAUUGCCUGAGCAUGUGAACUCGGUGGGAGAGGAACCUCGCCAGGUGCUCCUCAGGAUCUACGGUGCCAUCCUACAGGGGGUGGACUCUCUGGUGUUGGAGAGUGUGAUGUUUGCCAUCCUGGCAGAACGAACGCUGGGGCCAAAACUUUAUGGCAUCUUUCCUGAGGGACGCUUGGAACAAUACCUUCCAAAUACCCGCAUGAACACAGAACAACUUUCAGAUCCUGUCGUCUCAGCUGAGCUCGCAACCAAGGUGGCACGUUUCCAUGAGAUGGUUAUGCCCUUUAACAAAGAGCCUAAGUGGCUGUUUGGGACCAUUGACAAAUACAUGGAUCAAGUGGUGAAGCUUAAGUUUGUCCGGGAAGCACAUGUGAAGAAAUUCAAGAGGCUGAUGAAGUUAGACCUGCCUGCUGAGCUGCAGAGCCUCCGUGCGCUGCUGGCAGAGACACCAUCACCGGUGGUUUUUUGCCAUAAUGACGUCCAGGAAGGAAACAUUCUGAUACUGGACGGCAGCGGCCAGUCGUCAACAGACAGACUCAUGCUGAUAGACUUUGAAUACAGCAGCUACAAUUACAGGGGGUUUGACUUUGGGAACCAUUUCUGUGAGUGGAUGUACGACUACACCUACAACCAGUGGCCUUUCUACAAAGCCUCACCAGAGAACUACCCCACCAGAGAGCAGCAGCUUCAUUUCUUCAGAAGUUAUUUGUCAGAACGGAGAAAAUAUGCAGACAUUCCUGAGGACCAGACGACGAUCGAAGAGGACAUGAUUAUUGAAGCCAACAGGUAUGCAUUAGCUUCGCACUUCCUCUGGGCCCUGUGGUCCAUCAUUCAAGCCAAGAUAUCCAAGAUCGAGUUUGGAUACAUGGACUAUGCCCAGGUUCGAUUAGAUGCCUACUUCAAGCAAAAAAAGCUCUUCUCCUGAAUUCCACCCUGUUGGGGUAUUUAUUUUCAGCAAUGUGUUAUUGAAACACCAGCUCUAUGCACGUCAGCUCAUGACCAGUGUGAAUUUGCAAUUUAAGACGUGUGCAUAAGCACAAUUAAAGCUUUCAGGCAAUCCAAUUUCUCAAAGUACGUGCCUCUCCAAAGAGUGGAAUGUUGUUGGAGCAGAUUAACUCCGUAGCUCUGAAUGUUGUUGUGAAUCAUGUAAUGUUCAGUGAUGUUGUUUUAUCAUUUUUAAAUGCACUUAACAUUUGUGGACCAUUUUUUGUGACAUCAAUAAUUGUUUAGCUGCACUGUCUUUGCAUGUCUGUGAUGGACAAUCCUCGUGGCCAGAGUUUAUGUAUUUUCAUUUCAGACUCUGAAUCUUACUGUAGCAAUCAUGUUGUAUUAUUUCACUUGUAGAAAUGAGUUCAUUAUGGAAUGCUUUUGUAUAACUCGUUGGUUCAGUGUUUUCAUUCCACCUUACCUCUUUCUUCUGAUGUUCAUUAUGUAUUUAGUCGAAUAGGAAGAUUCAAUGAUUGCAGAUUGUGAGCGAAAAAGGAAAGUAAAUAUUCUCACCUGCCGCUCCAAACUAUAUCAUGUGUCAGUUAGUUUUACUGCAGAGCAGAAUAAGUGAAAAUGUGACCAUCCAAUUUUUGCAGUUAUUUUAAAAGUUUACCUAUAUUGUUAACUUUUCAAGGGGCCUAUUCUAUACAUUGUCAUUGUAGCAAACAAUACUUCCAGUUAGAUAAACCAUCAGAACAGUUAUAAGAUGUGAGGCAUUUAAUAUUGGAUCUUGUCACUACUCUGGGUGCAAGGUAAUGAGUGUACAUUACUGCUGCUCCUUUAUUUGUCUGCCCAUGUUCGAUUCAGGUUAUAUUAACUCUUGUCAUAUAUGCGUCACUCUAUGCUAAUAUCAAUGAUUCAAAUGUUUUCUAUUCAUAGAGUGUUUAUAUUUGACAAGAAUAACUUCUGUUAUAAUUUCUAUAUGGCACAUAAGUGUAGCCACAUUAAAUUGGAUGGAUUCAAUAAAAUUCAACAGUGAUUGAAAACAGUUUUGGAAUAAAUUCUUGACUUAAUAAUAUAAAAGCAUGUAUUUUUUAUUACUUUCCUUUCAACUCAAUUGAAUGUGAAGUGGGGUUUUGACAUUUUUUUGAUUUUGUAUUCGUUUGUACUGUCUCCUGGAUUUUACUGAAUGCACUGCCAUCAACUUUAAUGUCCAUAUCUGUGUUUCACACAUCAUCAGUUACUCUUGAUGCGAAACUAGUGAAAAAGAAUCUGUGCCUCAUUUACUGUAGCUGUUUUUACAGCAGAGUUUGUCCCUGUGCAGUUUCAUUCUGUUAAACUUUCUCUUCAUUGUUUCGGUCCUAUUUGCACUACUAAAAUACAUUUAAAAAAUAAACGUGCUUGGAAAAUA